Molecule: messenger RNA, 800 nt
Organism: Mollisia scopiformis
Lineage: Eukaryota; Fungi; Ascomycota; Leotiomycetes; Helotiales; Mollisiaceae
Exons: 1
Coding region: 77-532 (151 amino acids)
Source: RefSeq, a predicted model, not a curated record
UGCGCCCAGCUUGCCUUGCCUAGCCUGUCCGGCAUUACUCUGAGGGCGGUCGUAUUGGGGAAUUACAGUAUUGAUGAUGAGACUGCAGCAGCACGCCUCUCUCGCUCUCUCACACCACGCACGUUACUUCCUCAGUCUUCUCCUGUGUCCUGAGUCCAGUGUCUUGGCGCUUGACAGACACCUCUCUUUCAAAAGCAAGCAGCAUGCAACACUUAUCCCGUUACGGGCAUUAUUACUCCAAGCAGUCACCAAAUCGUCAAGUCAAGUCAAGUCACCAAGUCCUGCCUGCCUGCCUGCCUGCCUGCCUGCCUGCCUGCCUGCCUACCUACCUACCUGCCUGUCUCCUGGUGGACCCUUGUCCCUCGUGGGCAAAGUCGCUCUCUGCAGCAGUGCACAGCAGCGCGUCAUAGUGACCAGGAUGGCUGGUUCGUUUCAUGAGAAUCAUCGACUCGCUGGGCUCGGUGGACACGCUGAACCAGCGAGCAGGGGCAGCAUCCGCAGGGAUUUCAUGCACGAUGAAUCUCUAUCGUAGAAUCGGCUCCAUUGAAUCUUCCUUAUCACCCUGCGGGUUUGCGGACAGAUAUCAUCGGUAUCUUACAGCUGGAAACAAGACCAAUGCCAGAGCGGCGGAACGGGUCACGUUCUCCUGACUAAGAGGCCAUAUCCAACCCAUUCUCACUCGCAACUUGCUCCUGGUCAUUGCGAUUACCAGUCGAUUACUCCUUUUUGCGCGCAGAAACACAGAGGCCGUCGGCGUUGGUCUGCUCGAGGAGAAGGUUCCCAACGGAGUCCAACCACAG